AUGAAAGAAAAUUCACUACCCCCAUUUGUGGUUAUGAAACUUGAACUCCAAGACAGUAAUAAUGAGGUGGAAUGUAAAAUGUUGGCUAAGAAUAUUAAUUCCUCAGACACAUUUGCUAGCAUUAAAUUUAACAUUAAUGUGGAAGUCGAGAAAGAAGAACAAACAAAAGAAUCACAUGGAGGAGGAGAAUUACAAAACGCAGGAGGAGUCGGAGAAGAAUUACAAAACAUAGGAGGAGUGGGAGAAGAAUUUCAAGAUGUAGGAAAAGGAGGAGGAGGAGAAUUACAAGAUGCAGGAGAAGGAGUUGGAGAAGAAUUACAAGACGCAGGAGGAGUUGGAGGGGAAUUACACAACGCAGGAGAAGGAGUAGAGUUACAAGACGCAGGGGAAGGAGGAGCAGAAGAAUUACAAGACUAUGGAGAAGGAGGAGGAGAAGAAGAAUUACAAGAUGCAGAAGGAGUAGAAUUACAAGACACUGGAGAAGGAGGAGGAAGAGCAUUACAAGAUGCAGGUAAAGGAGUAGGAGGAGAAUUAGAAAUUGCAGGAGGAGAACCCUAA
Molecule: messenger RNA, 558 nt
Organism: Procambarus clarkii (red swamp crayfish)
Lineage: Eukaryota; Metazoa; Arthropoda; Malacostraca; Decapoda; Cambaridae
Product: aegyptin-like
Source: RefSeq, a predicted model, not a curated record